Molecule: messenger RNA, 1004 nt
Organism: Orycteropus afer afer
Lineage: Eukaryota; Metazoa; Chordata; Mammalia; Tubulidentata; Orycteropodidae
Product: claudin domain-containing protein 1
Cellular component (GO): membrane
Source: RefSeq, a predicted model, not a curated record
GGAGGCGCUGGGAGAGAAGGGUGCUGUGGUCUGAGCUAAAGGGUGAAGCUGGUGGAGCAGGAGGAUGGGCGAGCAGUCUGAAUGCCAGAAUGGAUAACCGUUUUGCUACAGCAUUUGUAAUUGCUUGUGUGCUUAGCCUCAUUUCCACCAUCUACAUGGCAGCCUCAAUUGGCACAGACUUCUGGUUUGAAUAUCGAAGUCCAAUUCAAGAAAAUUCCAGUGAAUUGAACAAAAGCAUCUGGGAUGACUUCAUUAGUGAUGAAGCAGAUGAAAAGACUUACAAUGAUGCACUUUUUCGGUACAAUGGCACUCUGGGAUUGUGGAGAAGGUGUAUUACCAUACCCAAAAACACACAUUGGUAUAGCCCACCAGAGAGGACAGAAUCAUUUGAUGUGGUCACACAAUGCUUCAGUUUCACACUAAAUGAGCAGUUCAUGGAGAAAUUUGUUGAUCCUGGAAACCACAAUAGUGGGAUUGAUCUACUUCGGACCUAUCUUUGGCGUUGCCAGUUCCUUUUACCUUUUGUUAGCCUAGGUUUGAUGUGCUUUGGGGCUUUGAUCGGACUUUGUGCUUGUAUCUGCCGAAGCUUAUAUCCCACCAUUGCUACGGGAAUUCUCCAUCUCCUUGCAGGUCUGUGUACACUAGGCUCAGUAAGUUGUUAUGUUGCUGGAAUAAAACUACUCCACCAGAAACUACAGCUGCCUACGAAUGUGUUAGGAGAAUUUGGAUGGUCCUUCUGCCUGGCUUGCGUCUCAGCUCCAUUGCAGUUCAUGGCUUCUGCUCUCUUCAUUUGGGCUGCUCAUACCAACCGCAAAGAGUAUACCUUAAUGAAGGCGUAUCGUGUGGCAUGAGCAGGAGGCUGCCUACUCUACACUUGCCAUUUUUAUUAUCUUUUGAUAAUAUUUCCCUUUGUUCCCUCUCAAUUGUUUUUAAUUUUAUUUUUUUCUGGAUAUAUGAUUUUCAUCCUGAAAAUCCAUUUUAUUUAUAUAGAAAUACACAUAAAU